GCAUCAAAAAGAUCAAAAUAACUAUCUAAGCUAGCAAGCUAACCUAAAAUAGUAUAAACCGUAUCCUGCCCCCCCCCCGCCAGGCGGGGGAGGGGAGAGAGAGUUUUAUGGAUAACUAACGGCACGGGACAGGCCCCGGCUCGUAUCACAAAAGUCAGUAGCCAAAAAGGACUAGUCUAUAAAAGGCCAGCCCAUAGCAAACUCCAGCCAAAGGACCACAAAGUUCUAACCAAAAACAGGCCAUCCCAGGUCCACAAAGCUGAUGCCAAAAGGCUCAGCAGCAAAAACACAGCAGAUUGCGGGCCCAAAUCCGAAGCCCACAUGUCCGCAUCCCAGCUGCCGGGCUAGGGUUUGAAGAAAACCUUCGGCCCAACCAACAUUACUCCUCCGCGCCGCACAGAAACGAAAUUCAAAUUACAACUCUCCCACGUGGUGCUACAGUACUCGACAGGACGGCUGGGCAGGCGGCCAAUCAAAUCCAUCCGUCAGACUUCGUUGACUUGCCGGUCACCGUCACCAGCAGAGCUCCGGCCGAAAAGUAGCAGCCCAGAAAUCCGUCAUGCUCGCUCAUGACACCGUAGACCACUCCCCCACCCCACCAGGUUCCGGCAUCCAUCCCGGCGGCCAUGGUGGGAGAACAAAGAAACCAAGCCGGAAAGUAACCAAGCCAAAACGGUGCUCCCCCCUCCACCACCCACCCCCGAAGGACCCCGGCGACCCCCAACGGCAUAGGUAGACAGGAAAGGUGGGCGUUUUGACAGUAGCCGGAAAUGGGUAGCACCAGGCGUUUCCGAUCCCAGCAAGCCGGUGGUCUUCUCCGACGAAGUCCUGGUAACUUUCCAAAAGAAACCUGCCUGAAAAUUUCCAAACACCAGAAAAAGAAGACGAAACAUAGGAGACCCUGUACUCGCACCAGUCCUCCGAGUCGUCUUCUCCGGUCAGCACAAAAACACAAUCAAAUCCCCUCGCCGGGAAGGAAAAAAUUCCCAAAAUCAAACAGAAAAACCAUGCGAAUACUCCGACGAUUCCUGGGACCGUUGACGUAUGACCCCAUCUUCGAACACCAAGAACAACUCAAACCGGACCCGUUCACCUCCGUCACCGGCCCCCCCCUCUCAGAGCCAAUACCCAGCGUUACUAACUGUCCGGUGGUGUGUGUAAUAUUCUCCGGCAAAGUCGUCGGUCAUUGGAGCAGCAGUAGCCAGCCGUUUCAAACAUCAUCUACCGGUUCAACAAGGAAUCCCCACGAAGUUAACACCGUUGAUCGCAGACCCCACCAUCCAACACUAAGAACAACUCAAAACCGGCCCCGUUCACCUCCGUCACUGCCCCCCCUCUCAGAACAAGUGCCCGGCGUUACUAACUGUCGUCGGUGGUGUGUAGCAUUAUCCGGUGAGGUCAUCAGCCAAUGGAGAAACAAAGCUUCAAAUCCUCAGUAUUCGCCGGCAGGAUUCUUCCAUCCUUAGUAGAAAAGCUCCCCAGCCUUCAAACCUGGUGGUUCGGCAGUUUCCGGCGAGAUCCAAAAAUCCUUCAACACAAACCAUGAUAAAAUCAAGGAUUUCCCAAGAAAUCCAAGACCACCGAAGUGAAAAAUCCACAAACUCUCCCACACAAGACCACCGGAGUGGAGUUUCCAAAAGAUUCACCAAAGCUCAAGAGGCCCGCCGGAGCCCGGAGGGCCCCGGCGG
This is a messenger RNA of Cuscuta europaea, 1688 nucleotides long. Lineage: Eukaryota; Viridiplantae; Streptophyta; Magnoliopsida; Solanales; Convolvulaceae. The record is from the annotation of a GenBank genome assembly.